UUUUUAAAAAAAAGCAACUAAUAGACCAUUAAAAAAAAAAAUAGAUAAUAUUUUAAAAUUUAUAGAAAUGGCAAAAAUUAUUUUUGAUGAGGAUGCAGAAAUUGUCAUUCCUGAGACCCAAAAAAAGAUGGAUGAUAAUGAUAUCUUGAAUGAAUCGUCUGAUGAUGAAGCUCCCGAAGAUGUAUCAACUUCAAAAGCUAAGGAAGAACUGUUAACAAAGACUCAGGCAGAGCGAGAAGCAGCAGCAAAGCAAGCAGCUGCUGAAAAAGAAAAACGUCGACAAAGAGAUCAGUUCCUUAAAGAACAAAAAGAAGGCAGUAAAAGACAAAUGAAAGAGUUGGAACGAAAAGCAAGGAAAGAGAGACUUGAAAAGGAAUAUAGAGAAAAGAUGGAAAAAAGAAAAUUAAGAAAGGAUGUAGAAAUGGAUGAUGAAGCUGAAAAACCAGCCAAGUUAUUACCACAAGAUUUAUUAACACAGGCUUUGAAAGAGGAAGAAGAGGAGUCCAAGAAGAGAAAGCAUAUUACAGCUGAGGAAUUUGAAAAGAUGAUGGCUGAACAAGAAGAAGCAGAAAGAGCUGCUAAAAAGAAGAAAUUGUCAAAGGAAAGAAGAAUCGGAGAAUAUACUGUUAAGGUUCUUAAUAAUCGUCCUAAACUACAGAAAGUGAAUAAGGUCAUGUUAAAUAUGAAAAAUCAACACAUGCAUCGUUCAUCUGUGCCAAGAAAGGAAGCUGUUGUGAAUAUUAGUAGUGGCAGAGAUGGUGCUGCCUUAGUAUUUCGUCGUAGUAAAUAAUGUAAAUAAAAGGAUACAUAAUAUACACACACAUAUUUAAAUACAUAUAAACAUCUCUUAUUCAUGAACAUACAAGCCUAGUACUAAAGUAUAUAGACGGAUAGGGUUUUGAUACGGUUAAAUGUCAAUUGCACCCAAAAUACGAAAUUGUAUUUUUUUUUUUUGAUCUAUAAAUAAAGUAGAAAAUGGAAUAACAAACUAGGAUGAUAAUCUCUUGAAAUUACACUGUAGUGUUGAACAAUUUA
Cokeromyces recurvatus is the source of this 1035-nucleotide messenger RNA. RefSeq lists its product as uncharacterized. Bases 68 to 790 code for a protein of 240 amino acids. The record is from RefSeq and is a predicted model, not a curated record. The transcript is spliced from 2 exons. NCBI's taxonomy places the organism in Eukaryota, Fungi, Mucoromycota, Mucoromycetes, Mucorales, Mucoraceae.